AUGGAUGCCGAUUUUAAGGCUCAAUUAGAUCAAGAAAGAACUAAAGUUGAAGAUGCGUUUGAUUUUUUUGGUUGUAAAGUUGGUCGAGGAACUUAUGGACAUGUGUAUAAAGCAAAGAAAAAAGAUGGAAGUGACACACGAGACUAUGCAUUGAAACAAAUUGAGGGGGCUGGUCUAUCAACGAGUGCUUGUCGAGAAAUUUCCCUAUUACGUGAAUUAAAACAUGUUAAUGUUAUUACAUUACAACGUGUUUUUCUUUCGCAUGCCGAUCGUCGUGUUUAUCUUUUAUUUGAUUUUGCUGAACAUGAUUUAUGGCAUAUUAUUAAAUUUCAUCGUUCAGCAAAACAAAAUAAAAAACCUGUUGUAUGUGCACGUGGAAUGGUUAAAUCAUUACUUAAUCAAAUACUUGCUGGUAUACAUUAUUUACAUUCAAAUUGGGUACUUCAUCGAGAUCUUAAACCAGCUAAUAUAUUAGUUAUGGGUGAUGGUAUUGAACGUGGUAGAGUUAAAAUUGCAGAUAUGGGUUUCGCACGUUUAUUUAAUUCACCAUUGAAACCAAUGGCAGACUUAGAUCCUGUUGUUGUUACAUUUUGGUAUCGUGCACCAGAAUUAUUACUUGGUGCUCGACAUUAUACAAAAGCAAUUGAUAUUUGGGCCAUCGGAUGUAUAUUUGCUGAACUUCUUACUUAUGAACCCAUAUUUCACUGUAAACAAGAAGAUAUAAAAACUAGUACACCUUAUCAUCAUGAUCAACUUGAUCGAAUUUUUUCUGUAAUGAGUUUUCCAAAUGAUAAAGAAUGGGAAGAUAUGAAAAAAAUGCCAGAAUAUACACGUUUAUCAAAAGAAUUUAAAAAGAGCAAUUAUGCAAAUUGUAGUUUAAAUAAAUAUAUGGAUAAACACAAUGUUCGAUCGGAUAGUCGAGCAUUUCAAUUAUUAACACGUUUACUUACUAUUGAUCCAACAAAACGAUUAACUGCUUUCGAAGCAAUGAAUGAUCUUUAUUUUAAAGAAGAUCCUCGACCUACUGAUGAUGUUUUCGAUUCUCUUCCGAUUCCUUAUCCUAAACGAGAUUUCAUAACUGAUGAUGACUCAUCCGAUGUUACUGGUGCACAUGUAUCAAAAACUGAAUCAACAAUAAUGGUUAAAACCGAAGCGUCAUCAGUUCUUAUUACACAACAACAAGCAUCUCAUUUGAAUCAUAGUCAACAACAAUUAACAACACAACAGCAACAGCAACAAAAUGUACAUAUUAAACAACAACCACAACAACAACAUAAUAAUAAUAUUGUUCAACAGACACAUCCUCAACAAAUGAAACUAAUGCAACAACAUUCAUCCAAUGUAAAUAUCCAAGGGCAACCACCUGAAAAGAAAUUCUGUAUGGCUGGUGUUUAUACUGGUGGUGACCCAUCAAAUUAUGAUUAUCAAAUGGCUACAGUAACGAAUUUUCGUUAUACAACUUCUCCGAUUAUUAUUAUUCUAGGUGCAACAGCUGUUGGAAAAACGAAAUUAUCAGUUUAUUUAUCUAAACGUUUUAAUGGAGAAAUAAUUAAUGCUGAUUCAAUGCAAAUAUAUGAAGGUUUAGAUAUCACAACAGCUAAACCAACAAUUGCAGAACAAGAUAAUAUUGCUCAUCAUUUAUUUAGUUAUGUGAAUCCACUUGAUCGUUCACAUACUGUUGUGGAUUAUCGAAAUGAUGCUUUACCAAUUAUUGAAUCUGUAAUAUCUCGAUCUCAUCUUCCAUUUAUUGUCGGUGGUACAAAUUAUUAUAUUGAAUCUUUACUUUUUCAUCUUAAUCCACCUGAGUCAUCAUCCGAACAUUUACGUGACAAACAAGUUACAUCAUUAUUAAACGACUUGUCAGAAGAAAAUUUGGCAAAAUUAACUUCAGUCCAAUUACAUGAAUUAUUAUCGAAAAUCGAUAAACCAACAAGUAUUCGAAGACAUCCAAAUGAAGAACGUAAAAUACGAAGAGCUAUUGAAUUUUAUCGUGAUUCUGGUGGUAUUCCACUAAGUCAAGCAUUAAAAAAACAACAUACUCAAAGUGGUUUCUCUUAUCGAGGAUCAUUUCGUUUUCAACGUUGCUGUCUAUUAUGGUUAACAUGUCGAAAAGAAGAAUUAGAAAGACGUAUAAAUGAUAGAAUAAAAUCUAUGCUUGAUCGUGGUCUUAUUGAUGAAUUAGAAAAAUUUCAUGAUGAAUAUAAUCGAACAUGUACACAAUCAGAAGAAUCAUAUAAUUAUACUCGUGGAAUAUUUCAAGCGAUUGGUUUUAAAGAAUUUCAUGAUUAUUUACUUCUAUCAGAUGAUGAACGAAAAAGUGAACAUGGUGAAAAAGUAUUUGCUCAUGCUAUUGAACGUCUUAAACUUUCUACAAGACAAUACUCAAAAUAUCAAGAAAAAUGGCUUCGAAUGCGUCUUCUUCAACGUGUCGAAGAACAUUCUCCCAAUGUUUAUGAACUUGAUACAACUAAUUUGUCAUUAUGGCAUGAAAAUGUUGAACAACGAGCUGAAGCUAUUAUUGAUGCUUUUCUAAAAAAUGAACAAAUUCCAUUUGAUGCUCUUCCAAAAACACCAGUAGAUGAACCUGUUUAUGAACAAAAUACAUGUUUACCAUGUCAACGUGUAUUUCAUAUGAAAUCACAAUGGCUAGAUCAUUUAAAAAGCAAACAACAUAAACGAAUAAGACGUCUCUAUGAAUAUACAUUGCAUGCUGUUUGCGCUCCAUUGCAUGUGAUUGAGCAAGGAGCAACAAAUGAACAACUUGCUGCACAUGUUGCUGGACUUUUCAAUGUUGAUCCAGAAGAACAAGAACAAAAAUAUAUGCGAGCUCUCAAGUUACAACCAUGCUCUGUCGUUCUAUCUGUUAAUGUUAAAAAAGCACGUAAUUUACCUGGUGAAGAUCAGAAUGGUCUUAGUGAUCCUUAUUGUAAAGUGGGUGUUAUACAUAUACCCGGCAAACAAGAUGAUUCAAAUGAAUUAACAUCAUCGUCAUCAUCUAUAUCAGCUUCACCAUCACCUAAUCGUCCAAGAAGAAGCCCAUCAUUAUUUUCCUGUGCUAGCGCAUCAUCUUCAAAAAAGAAAUUAAAAUCAGUAAAGACGAAAAGUAGCCAACGAAGUAGUAAAAUUAAUAGUCGAAGACAUUCAACAGAUCAUGCAUCAGUACCAUUAUCUAAUAAGAGUAAAACAUUGAAAAGUGUUAUUUAUCGUACACAAGUUCGACCACAAACGAUUAAUCCAGAAUGGAAUGAACAUUUUGAAUUUGAGAUAGAAAAUCUACAAGAACAACAUUUACUUAUCAGAGUGUUCGAUUCAGAUCGUGGUCAAGCGCCUGGUUUUAAAACAGUUGUUCAACAAAAACGAGGUGUUGCACGUACACUUCUUGCAAUUCGAAGUCUCAUAAGAACAGGUGAAAUCGAAGAUGAUUUCCUUGGUCAAGUUAGUCUUGAUAUUAAAGUAAUUCAAAUUUUAUUUCUUUUUCAUUCAUUAGCUACAUUUGAUCGUGAACGAUGGUUUUCUCUAACUGGAUUGAACCAAAACCGUUCGAAUAACAAUAAACCAAGAGGUGACAUUCUACUUGGACUAAAAGUUCAUUUUAAAUUGGAUGAUAAAAAUAGAAAAAGUCAUCAACAUGGAUCAAAUGGUAGUGUGUUAGAAUUUCGUCGUCGUCAUUCAUCAUUAUCAUGUCCCAGUCAAAGGAAUUCCUCAAUUAUAUUACGUCCAAGCAUUUUUCGACAAAAUUUUCGUCCAUUAUCAAUGCAACCUCGUGAUUAUGCAAAACCCCCCGUCAUUGAAGACAGUCUUGAAGGAGAGUUAAGUCGAGAUGAUUCAUGUUUGACACCAGCUAUUAAUUCAGAUUUACCAUUAUUGGUUGAAGAAUAUCAUCAACUAACUCGUAUUGUUAUGUUACAUGAAUUAGAAGAUGCAAGAGAAGCAAAUAAAAACAAUGAAUCCAAGGAUUUAAUUAUUAAUUGGAAUGGAUCAUUAAAUGAUCUAUCUUAUAGCGUUCUCACAAAGUUUCGUGUUUUAUACAAUAUUUCAGUUCUAUCAGAAGCAUUUAUACAUUUACUUGUUAUUAUGGAACUUCGAUGUUCAGAAGAUUAUGCAUUGUUUAUAAGUCAAGGUGUUAUUGAAGCUCACUUGAAAAUACUUAUAGAACAAGUACGACAAAGAACUGAUAUUGAUGAUCUGGAUUUUACUGAUUAUGAAAAAACAGCAUUUAAAGAAAUUUUUUCUUUAUUCAUUGGUCAUUAUAAAAAACGAGUACGUGAUGAUGCACUAUGGUUUUUACCAUCGAGAGAAAAUUUAUCAAGUAUUCAAAGUAUAUUCGACACAAUUUGUACUUUAUUUCAACUAAAAAUUUGUUCAAAUGAAUCAACAACCACCAAAAUACUUGAAGAAACAAUCAAAAUUCGUUUACAAACGGAUAUAAAUGAUUCGUUUAGUGUUCAUCCAUUUGUAUUUCAGGAUAGGAACGAUAUACAAUUAAAUGCUGUUCGAGAAUUUAUUGAAUACGUUCAAAAAUUAGCUGAAUCAAUGUCAUCUAUAAAAGAAUAUCAGAAACUUUUCGCAUCCUUCAAUGUUAAUUAUGUAAAAGCAUGUUUUUUUGAACCGAACAGUGCAGGUGAUCGUUUAACGGAUUUAACAAGAUGUUUGUUAAAAAAUAUGACAGACUAUUUUCAAAAAUAUGCAAAACCAAUGGUGAAAGCAACAUCAUCAAUAUAUGAUCCAAAUUUAAUUCAAAGUUCAACUGUACUUUUUGCAUUAUAUUUAUAUUUAAAAAGAAUUGUUACAGCACUUCGAGAUACUCUUGAAGCACGAGAUUGGCAAACAAAUGCAUUUAAAUUUAAAUUAAUAGAUUAUCGUAAUUGGUUUUCACCAACAAUGAAAUAUUUAUUAGAAGGUUUUGUUGCACAGAUCAGACAAGCAAUGGAAAGAGCAGUAGAAGAUGAUAAUGAGGUUUUUAAUGAUGACGAUUAUAUCCGGUAUUCUGAAUCAUCUAAGGCAGCUACAAAUUUAUGUAUAAAGAUUUGUCAAGAAUGGGAAUCAGUUGAUUAUCCUGAGACAAGUGUACGUUAUACAGCACUAAUUAAAUUAACAAAUACAAUAUGUGAACAAUGUCAGCAUUAUGCAAGACGUACAGCACAUAAAUUAUCAGAAAAUAAAUAUUUUACCGAUUUACAUCGUACACGAUCAUUUAAUGUUUCGAAAAAAUUAUGUAUAUUAGUUAAUGAUAUUGAAUUUGUUAAACAAAAACUUCUUUCAUCAUUACCAGAUUUAUUGCAUUUCUCGUCUGUUAUUGAUAAAAUGAUUGAAUACUAUGAAUCAACGGAUUUUCAACAAACAAAAGUAACACUUGAACGUUUAAUAGCAACAGCUGAAAAUGAAAUGAAUGAUGUCAUUAAACUUAUAUUUGAACGUGUUGCGACAUUGUUUUAUGUAUCUUUGAAAGAUAAAAUUUCCAAAUACUAUGAAGAUGAAAAACGUAAAAAAGUUGAUCCUAUGAACGAUAUAAAUCAAUAUAUUGAUCAAGAGAUUCUUCUUAAAUUGUAUGGAGGUCUCGAAAAAGUUCAAUAUUCUCGUGUUGCUUGUGCUAUACGUAUAAAAGCAUUACAAUGUUUAAGAGAAUUAUUGCCAUUACAAGAACCGCCAGACUUUUAUGAGCGUGUUUUACAAUCAUUUGAUCAUUUGGCUGCAUAUUUUGAAACUGUAUGUCGUGAAGAACAACAUAUACCUAGCCCACCAUGUGAAGAAAUUACAACAUUUCGACGCACACUUCAGCAAUUUGCAUUGUCAACUGAACAAUUACAACUACUUUAUUUUCAAGAAAUAACUCAAACAAAUCCUCCUUAUGAAUGUUCAACAAAUAAUGGUGUAAUUGUUUUUCGUACUGCAUAUGAAAUUGUCAAUGAUCUUAUAUCUAUUUAUGUUCAAAUUCUUUCUUGUCGAGAUCUACCGAAAAUGGAUUAUUUUGGUGCAUCUGAUCCAUAUGUUAUCCUUGAACUAUUACCAUCGACACUUUAUCCGAAACGACCAAAGGAAGAGAAAACAAGUACAAUAAAACGAACACUUAAUCCAGAAUUUAAUCAGUUAUUUCAAUGGUAUCGUCUUCCACUGAAUAUUGUACAUACAGCGGGUGCUGUUUUACGUCUUAGUGUUUGGGAUGAAGAUAUGGUAAAAGAGGACGAUUUUAUUGGUGAAUGUUUUGUACCAUUAAUUAGUAUUGAAUCAUUAAAAAGUCGUGCAUCAAUACGUGAUGUUCCUGUAUCAGAAGUACGUUUGAGAAGACAAAAUAAAAAUGCUCAACCAAGAGUAUAUGAAUUAAUUCGAAAUCGUGCAAAAGUUGAUCAAGAAGCAGCUCUAUUUGUCAAACAACGCACUGAUGCAAUGGAAAAAGGAAACGGAAGUGAUGAUGCAUCUGUUAUAAGUGAUGAUAGAAAUUCAUCAGGUUCAUAUGCUAGUUCAGCUCUACGUUCAUUAUUUUGCAUGCUACCAUUUAACAUGGGUUUUGGUUCUCAUUCAACAGCUCAUGACCGAUCAGAUCCACCAUUACCAGAUUCAACACAUAUAACUAAUACACAAAUGGGCUAUCGUUUAUGGAGUCUACUUAAAUGGAAAGAAGACGUGACCAAUGUUUGCUGUACAACUUUUUCGAUAAUAGCAACUUUAGGUGCAACAGCUGUUGAAAAAACGCAAUCAUCAGUUUAUUUAUCUAAACGUUUUAAGGGAGAAAUAAUUAAUGCUGAUUCAAUGCAAAUAUAUGAAAGUUUAGAUAUCACAACAGCUAAACCAACAAUUGCAGAACAAGAUAAUAUUCCUCAUCAUUUAUUUAGUUGA
Messenger RNA from Rotaria sp. Silwood1, 6834 nucleotides. NCBI's taxonomy places the organism in Eukaryota, Metazoa, Rotifera, Eurotatoria, Philodinida, Philodinidae. The record is from the annotation of a GenBank genome assembly.